AUGAUGGUAUUGUCUCAGCCAGUACUAGACAAUUUCUUUCUUAUCAAGACAAGCGAAACCACUUCAAAUCUAUCCACUGUAAUUCCAGAAAUAGACCUCUUAGAUCCUCAUGCAGGAAACCUCAUCGUUAAGGCCUAUGAGGAGUAUGGCUUCUACAAGGUGGUCAACCAUGGAAUCCUAAUGGAGUCUGUCACUAAAUUAGAAGUUGAAACUAUCAAGUUCUUCAAGUUACCACAGUCUGAGAAAGACAAAACUGACACUUCUACUCCUAACCCUUUUGGAUAUGGUAACAAGAGAUUUGGCCUAAAUGGUGAUGUUGGUUGGAUUGAAUACCUUCUCUUCAGCACCAACCUUGAACUCAUUUCCCAGAACUCUCUCUCCAAUUUCCCAGGAAAUUCAGAAAUUUGCUGGACUCUUGUGAAUGACUAUGUAUCAGCAGUGAGAAAUAGGCUUUGUGGAGUUUUGGAAAUGAUAGUUGAUGGCUUGAAGAUUAGGCAAAGGAAUGUGUCGAGUAGGCUCUUGAAAGACCAGAAUAGUGACUCUUGUUUCAGGUUAAACCACUAUCCUCCAUGUCUAGAGCAUCAAGCAUUCAGUUUAAACCACUAUCCUCCAUCUCCAGCGCAUCAAGCAUUCAGUGAUCAAAGUUUGAUUGGGUUUGGAGAGCAUAAAAACCCAUAG
This is a messenger RNA of Ilex paraguariensis (yerba mate), 678 nucleotides long. The record is from the annotation of a GenBank genome assembly. Lineage: Eukaryota; Viridiplantae; Streptophyta; Magnoliopsida; Aquifoliales; Aquifoliaceae.